AUGUCGACUUCACGAGUUGUGGCUGUAGCUGGCGCUUCAGGCAACCUCGGGGCUAAAAUCACCGAGAUGUUGUUGCAGCCUCCGUUUCGCCAACGCUUUGCACAAGUCGUGAUUCUAGCACGAUCCUCUUCUACCGAAGUCAAAAGGCUGGCUUCCUUGGGUGCCGUCGUUCGACAAUAUUCCGACGACAACCUUGAAGACGCCCUGAAACAUGUCGACGUUUUGAUCAACACAAUCGGGCCAGCUGGUCACAAAUUCAAGGCCAAGCUGUUGCAAAGCCUCCCCAACAGUUCUGUCAAGCUCUAUUUUCCCUCCGAGUUUGGUGUCAACCACUACGUGCACGAUUUUGAGCACGAGGAGUGGGAUGCUAAAAAGGCUCACAUGCGCAUGGUCAGAGAGAUGGACCUCAAGGUUCAAGUUUGCAGGGUCUUUGCCGGGUUGUUUCUGGAAGACUCGAUUGGGCCAUGGUUUGGUUUCUUUACUCGGGAGUCGUCGUACCAGGCCAUCGGCGAUGCCACACAGCGAACCUCAUACACAAGCAUGUAUGACGUGGGCCGAGCGCUUGCCAUUCUCGCCUCAUCGGAAUACUCUGAGAUUCCAUCUGAAGUUCAGCUUAGCGGCGAUAACAAAUCCAUGACCGAGAUAGCGCGCAUCAUGGAGGAAAGCGGCGCAGACCCCAUCAAGAUUACAAGCCUGCCACUCGAGCCGUACAGGAAAGAGGUCAUGGCCAAGCCGACGCCUACACCGGAAAGAUAUCUGCGGUUUUUGAUGGGCCAGGGCAAAAUUGACCAUUCAGCUGAGGGUAUGGGCAACCAUAACUACUUAUUCGAGCGCGAUGACUUGCGAGUAAACUGGCAAACAUGUACAGAUCUAGCGCGAGAAUCUCGGGGUGUACCUUGGCGCGAUACUGAAUGGGUGCCGACCGCUAUAUAA
Molecule: messenger RNA, 933 nt
Organism: Cordyceps militaris CM01
Lineage: Eukaryota; Fungi; Ascomycota; Sordariomycetes; Hypocreales; Cordycipitaceae
Product: isoflavone reductase family protein
Exons: 2
Coding region: 1-933 (310 amino acids)
Source: RefSeq, a predicted model, not a curated record